AUGGACCCCCUGGACAGAGCUACAGUACUCCUACCUUGUGACCUGUGUCAAAAAGCUGCCUUACAGAGUCAUUGUGAACUUUGUCUGAUUAACCUAUGUAAGGCUUGUGUAGGGGAACAUCUCUCUGAUUCUUCCAUCAGACACAAUGUUGUACCUUACAAACACAGAACGUCUUCCCCUAACGUUAACUACCCAUACUGUCCAAGCCACACCCAGAAAGGUUGUGAACUUUAUUGUGAAAAAUGUGACAUUCCUGUCUGUUCUAUCUGCAUCUCUUCUAAUGAACAUCAUGGACAUAAAUUAACAGAUAUCUUACAAAAACCAAGCUUCAUUAAAGAAAUUCUAUACAAGGAUUUGAAAGAACUAGAAAGACGAAUACAACCUACAUAUGAAGAAAUUGCAUCAGAUAUAAAAUCUGAAAAAGAAAAAUUGGAAAAACACUAUGAGAAACUGACUACAGCUGAAAACGAAAUCAAACAGAUUACUUCAGAAGUAAAACACAGCAUACAUGAUCUGAAGAAAAUAUUGGACUCCAAUGAUGCCUCCCUUACCUCUGCAUACAAAUCCAUGAAUGCUGAAUUCAGAAGUUUACCUCCUAAAAUUAAUGUUUUAUUACCAAAUUUCUCUCCUCAACAAAUCAACAGAGAACAGAUCCAUCGAAUGUUUGGUUCUCUGUCAGCAUUGUCCAUCACAACAAACAAACAUGGCUACACACUGAAGACACAAGAAGCUAUAUCCUGUCCUCCAGUCAAACCAAUGCUUAAUGAACCAGAGCUCAUCACCACCAUUAACACUGAGUAUGACGUUCUAUACAGUAUUACCUGUCUCAGUGAUGAAGAAAUCUGGACACGUGGACAUGACAAAAUUAUAAAACUCUACAACUUACAAGGCAAACCACUGAAGUCAAUCCAAACAAAGUCUGGUAACAUACCACAUGACAUAGCAGUAACAAGGAGUGGAGAUCUAGUUUGUACUGACCCUAGUAUGGGAACUGUAAACAUAGUGAAGAAUAAACAGAUACAGGAAGUGAUCACACUACAGGGGUGGAAACCUUACUAUGUCUGUAGUACCUUCUCGGGCGACCUCCUGGUUACAAUGGAAAGUGAUGAUAAUAAACAAUCAAAAGUUGUCCGUUACUCAGGCUUCAUACAAAAACAAACAAUUCAGUUUGAUAGUGAAAGUAGACCUCUGUAUUCAUCUUCUAUAUUUAAAUACAUCAGUGAGAACACAAACUUUGAUAUAUGUGUGGCUGACUGCGGAGCUAGUGCAGUGGUAGUGAACAAAUUUGUGGGAGAAAUACCCCACUUGGAGAAAAAUAUCCCAUCUGACACUUUUACUUCCUUGGGAUAUCUGAUGGGACUGAAAAUCAGACCAUUCUCCCAUGAGAUUCUACAUAUGUUUAAAGACAGACGUGUUUGUUGCACAAGUCAAUGGAUGCGAUUUUCAAACAAGUGCUAUCUGUUUGUUACACGUUAUCCUUUGAAUUGGAUUAAUGCAAUGACUUUCUGCAAGGCGUACGGAGCAAAGUUAGCCGAGGUUAAAUCAGCAUCAGAAAACAACUUUCUGCGACAUGAAGCCAAACGUCUGAGAGGAAGUUUCUGGCUGGGAGGUUCUGAUAUCAUAAUGGAAGGGACAUGGAAGUGGAUGACCUCUGACACAAGAAUAUAUUAUUUUACUUUGAUACCUGGACAGCCUGAUAAUCAUAGAGGCAAUGAACACUGUUUGCAUUUGGUUAGCAGUCAUCUAAAUUAUUGGAAUGAUGAUGCAUGCAACAAAAAAUAUAAUUUUAUUUCUGAAAAAUCUGCAGACCUGUAUAACUUGUUUUUUUAA
Molecule: messenger RNA, 1830 nt
Organism: Saccostrea cuccullata (small rock oyster)
Lineage: Eukaryota; Metazoa; Mollusca; Bivalvia; Ostreida; Ostreidae
Exons: 6
Coding region: 1-1830 (609 amino acids)
Molecular function (GO): zinc ion binding; signaling receptor activity
Source: RefSeq, a predicted model, not a curated record